CACACUCACCUUCAGCUUGUUCGACAUGGACAAAUUCGACGAAGCUACUCAGAGAGAAAUCGCCCAGUUCCUUGAGAAGGAACAAGCAGGACAACGAGUCCAACAAGCCGUGCACAACUUCACCUCCACAUGCUGGGACAAAUGCGUAACCGGCACUCCCUCGACCCGUUUCUCCCGCUCUGAGGAAACCUGUCUCUCAAAUUGCGUCGAACGAUUCCUCGACUCCAGCAUCUUCCUCGUCAAGUCUCUCGAACGUCAGCGCGAGGCUUACGCGGCCGCCGCAGCUCAAGCUCAAGCUCAAGAAUGAUGGGAAAACGAGUCGAGUUAAUUUUUGUACUUGCUCACAAAAGCACCGACGAUCACAUUAGAAUGCGCUAGAAGACCGCCUUCGAGCACACGUUUGUUCACUUCGCCGCUUCCUCGCACUCAUAAUCCUCGCAUCCUGUACCUUCGCACUCCACCGCAUACAAAUCUAGGCGUACUUUUGUUCUCGCUUCCAUGCAGUCGCUAAUAUCGUCAAUAAUAAUCCUCGC
Messenger RNA from Fomitiporia mediterranea MF3/22, 533 nucleotides. RefSeq lists its product as uncharacterized. Lineage: Eukaryota; Fungi; Basidiomycota; Agaricomycetes; Hymenochaetales; Hymenochaetaceae. The record is from RefSeq and is a predicted model, not a curated record. The transcript has 3 exons. The coding region runs from base 26 to 307 and encodes 93 amino acids.